AUGAAUUCCAAGCGACAAUAUUUGUUCAUUUCGACAAUAAACAUUUCCUUGCGUCUAUUUUUCUACGAACGAGCGUCAGGCUUUUUUUGUCGUUGUUGUUUCUUUCAUGCGUUUCUCUUCCUCUUUCUUCUUCUCAUCCUGGUUCUCCUUUCAUUUCUUUCUUUCUUUUGUUCCUUCACUAGUUUCGUUUGCAUAUUUUUCAUUUCUACUUUUCUACCCUAUUAUCUUCUUCUUCUUCUUCUUCUUCUUCUUCUUCUUCUUCUUCUUCUUCUUCUUCUUCUUCUUCUUCUCCUUCUUCUUCUUCUUCUACUUCUUCCGCCUCCUCCUCCCCCUCCUCGUCUUUUAUUUCUCUUCUUCUUGUUUUUCUUCUUCUUCAUUUCAUGUUUCAAUCCCCCCUCUCUCUCUGUCCUGUUAAUCCUUUUCCUCCUCAGUCUAAUAUUUAUCCAUAUUUUUCCUUGGUCUCUUUUCUCGCUUUAUUUGCUUUUCCAAUUUCUAACCUGUUUCCUUCAUCACAACCGUCUCAUUAAAUAUUCUUUUGUAUUUUCCCGCCCAUUUUUUUCUUUCUCUAUUUUUCUCUGUCUCGCUCUUUCUUUCUCUCUAUCUCUCUUUCUUUCUCUUUCUCUCUCUCUUUCUUUCUUUUCCAUUCUACUUUUUUUUACUUCUUUAAUUCUUUCUGACUUUUGCUUCGUUGCACUUUUUUCACACCACCUUUGA
This is a messenger RNA of Acanthosepion pharaonis, 714 nucleotides long. The record is from the annotation of a GenBank genome assembly. Lineage: Eukaryota; Metazoa; Mollusca; Cephalopoda; Sepiida; Sepiidae.